This is a messenger RNA of Oncorhynchus nerka (sockeye salmon), 1379 nucleotides long. RefSeq names its product intermembrane lipid transfer protein VPS13C-like. The transcript is spliced from 8 exons. The record is from RefSeq and is a predicted model, not a curated record. Gene Ontology annotation, cellular component: extrinsic component of membrane. The annotation marks the transcript as partial. NCBI's taxonomy places the organism in Eukaryota, Metazoa, Chordata, Actinopteri, Salmoniformes, Salmonidae. Gene Ontology annotation, biological process: protein retention in Golgi apparatus; mitochondrion organization; protein targeting to vacuole.
GCUCCAGUCCCAGGACCAAGCUGCGUGCAGUCAUACUAGACCCAGAGGUGGUGUUUGUGGCUAACCUGAUGAGAGCCGACGCUCCGGCGCUGGUUGCCUCCUUCCAAUGUGACUUCAGUCUGAUGCUAGAGCCUGGGGGAGGGCCCGGGGCCCCUGGGGGAGGGCAAAGCAUGACGGCCAACCUCAGAGAGCUCAAAGUUCUGGCCUGUCCCUUCAUCAGGACCAAUGAGACCAAGGUGGUCACCACGGUGCUACGUCCGUGUUCUGUCUUCCUGGAAACCAAAACCCACCCCAACCAACCCCUUUCCGGCUGUGUGACUGUGGAGGAAGUCAUUAUCAAAAUCUCCCCUGUCAUCCUGAACACAGUGAUGACCAUCACGGCAGCCAUGACGGCGAAACCCAAAGACGAGGCAGCAGAGGAGGAGAAGACCGAGGUCGGCAACCUGUGGUCGACCAUGAACAUCUACGCCUGCAACUACUGGUUCCUGGGAGUGGACUCUGCCAGCGAGGUGACGGAGAGUUUCAGUGACCAGGACGGCCGUAACUUUGGGGAGAGUUUCAAGGUGGAUGUGAAGGUUAUUCAGGUGACCAUGGAGUCUGGUCUGGGCCACAGGACGGUCCCCCUCCUGCUGGCUGAGAGCUCUCUGUCUGGGACGGCCAAGAACUGGUCCUCCCUCCUCUACCUCUGCUCUGACAUGACCCUGGAGGUGAACUACUUCAAUGAGACCCAUGCUGUCUGGGAACCGCUGAUAGAGAGAGUGGAGGACGGCAAACGCAGGUGGAACCUCAAGCUAGAGAUGAAGAACAACCCCGUGCAGGAUAAGAGCCCUGUUCCCGGGGAUGACUUCGUGGUUCUCCCCGAGCCACGCACCGCCAUCAACAUCUGUUCCAAAGACACCAUGAACAUCACCGUCUCUAAGUGCUGCCUCAAUGUGUUAACCAACCUGGCCAAGGCAUUCUCUGAGGGCACAGCCUCUACCUUUGACCACAGUCUGAAGGAGAAGGCCCCCUUCACCAUCCGCAAUGCGCUGGGCAUCCCUCUCACCGUGCAGCACAGUGCCAACCUGCGGGUGGUGGCCUCCCCUGGGCAGGGCAAGCUCCACGAGGUGGGGGUAGGGCAGAGCGUGGACCUGGAGUACUCUGGGUCGGGAACCUCGACACGGGGCAAACUGUCUGCUUUGCAACGCCAGGAGAGCUGCCUCUUCAACCUCAGCAUCGCUCCUACAGGUUACAGUGAGAUCUCCAACAUGGCGGUGGAUCAGCCUGGCAGGAGGCUGUAUAACGUGAGAGAUCCCGUGCUGCAGGAGAACGUGUCCGUGUUGGUACAGACUGACGCCUCAGAGGGAAACAAGGUCAUCACCGUCCGUUCUCCGCUACAG